AUGUCUCAAGAACAAUUGACAGAAGCGAUGCGAGAGUUCGACCGCCUCAUCGGGAGGAUGGAAGAAAAUCUCCAGAUGAGGAACAAGUUGAUGACGCAACAGAACGAGAAUGAAGGAGUUGCGAAGGAACUAGCUCAGCUUCAGGAGGACUCCGUUCUGUAUAAAAUAGUGGGACCUGUGCUUGUCAGACAGAACAAGGACGACGCGACAGCGACGGUGAACAAGAGACUCGACUAUAUUCGGGGAGAGUUGCAACGAUGUGACAAGCUUGACUCGGAUAUGAAGGCGCAGCUUAAAGAGUCCACGCAACGAAUUGAGACCCUUCAAAAGAAGUUAUUGGACCGGGAGAAACAGAAGAGCGGCAGGAUUUAG
Besnoitia besnoiti is the source of this 372-nucleotide messenger RNA. Its product is annotated as putative prefoldin subunit 6. Gene Ontology annotation, biological process: protein folding; chaperone-mediated protein complex assembly. Bases 1 to 372 code for a protein of 123 amino acids. NCBI's taxonomy places the organism in Eukaryota, Apicomplexa, Conoidasida, Eucoccidiorida, Sarcocystidae. Gene Ontology annotation, cellular component: cytoplasm; prefoldin complex. Gene Ontology annotation, molecular function: protein-folding chaperone binding. The transcript is spliced from 4 exons. The record is from RefSeq and is a predicted model, not a curated record.